Adelges cooleyi (spruce gall adelgid) is the source of this 2594-nucleotide messenger RNA. RefSeq names its product dystrotelin-like. The record is from RefSeq and is a predicted model, not a curated record. Gene Ontology annotation, molecular function: zinc ion binding. The coding region runs from base 535 to 2376 and encodes 613 amino acids. Gene Ontology annotation, biological process: synaptic signaling. Gene Ontology annotation, cellular component: plasma membrane. The transcript is spliced from 11 exons. Lineage: Eukaryota; Metazoa; Arthropoda; Insecta; Hemiptera; Adelgidae.
UAUAUCACAGAACUUUUUUCCUAGAUAAGGGGCGGAAAUUUGUCCAUUAUUAACCGUUAUUUUAUUUACUGACCGUAGUGUCUAGUUUGCUGCGUAUGAGUGAAUUAAGAGUCAACAGGUAGAUGCCUCUAGUGAUUUAUACUGGAACGACCUUUUUUUAAUAAAUUUGUCGCCAUUAAAAAUUAUUGAUACCUAGGGCGCGUGUGUAGUACAACAAUGUUUUUUAACUGAAAACACAUUAUAUAUUUUUCUAUUCCAAAUUAUUCUUAUCAAUUCUUCGCAACCGUUAAAAAAAAAAAAAAUAAACAUAAUAACAUUUUGGCUUUUGCAAGUUGCUACACGCUUUUGACAGCGAAGUUCGACGUUUUUUAUUUUAAUAAAAUAAAAUAUUGUCACAAUCGUGUAAUGUCACCGGUUCCUUUUUUUAUAACAAUACCAGCACUUACCUAUUUUUUUUAUAAAUACCGAUGACACCGAUGACGAUUUUCCAAUAUCAAACGAUUACGGUAAAAUAGUGAUCGAACAUCCGUCAUUAUGUCAGAACUAACAGCCGAUGAGUUUUCUCGGAUGUUGGCGGCAAUAAACGACUACAACAACAUCAAAUACAAACAAUAUCGUGUCGCGUUUAAGUUGAACGUCAUUCAAAAAUUUACAAAUUUGGACCGAGUACCGUUGUAUAUACUAAAUGGAGUCUACGAACAGCAUAAAGGAAAUGAGCAAAACCUUAUAGAUAAAAGUACGUUAGAAGAUAUUAUAUCCGACGUAUUUUUUGCAGUAAAAAGAGACAACCCCGAUUUGAAAAUGAAUGAAGAAACAUCUACUUUGAGUUUAGUCAAGAUCUUAGGGCAAAUAUUUUCUAAGUAUUCUACCAAAAAAAUAAAUCUAAGAUCUGCUUUAACGGUAAUAACGUGUUUACUAUGCGAUCGGCUGCGAUCGAGACUAGGUUAUUUGUUUCAAAUCAAUUGUGUUAAAUUAGGAUUUACCAAAGACUGUUUAAAGUACUUACUAAGAGAUCUUAGUUUGUUACUUAGUUUCUUGUGUGAAAACAAUGUUUUCGAAUCAAUAUCGAUCGAUAGCGUUGUCGAUGCAUGUUUUAGUAAGUUUCAUAAUCCAAUCACUAUCGAUGAAGGUCAGUUUAUGCAAUGGUUCAUGACAGAACCACCUGUAUUAGAGUGGUUACAAAUUUUCUAUCGAUUAAAAAUGGCAGAAAAUGUCGAUCACAAUGUCAGUUGCAAAGUUUGCAAAUCGUCCGUAAUAGGUCUCCGUUACUUUUGUUUGAAGUGUGUGAAUUACAACCAAUGUCAAAAGUGCUUUUUGGUCGGCGCCACAAAUAAAAAACACAAAUUGAAACACGCUAUGCAAGAAUAUUGCUGGUUGGAAACACCUCAACAGUUGUACACUCAGUAUUUAAAAUCGUUUUUAGGAAGGCUUUUUGGCUUAACUUCCAAGAUGAAAUAUCUUCCCGUCGAUACACCGUGUGAAGAAAUUGGAGAACCGAAUCAAAACGGUGUGUGGGCUAGAGAAUCGAGCUCGUCAUUAGAUUCGGCUACAGUUAAGUCGCCUCGUCAAGAACUGCAGAGUGUCAUAUCUCAAAUCGAAAGAGAAAACCGAUUGCUGGAAAUCAAAGUGAACACUCUAAAACGUGGCGACUCUCAAUUUGAAGUAUUUUUGAAUCAACACAGAAGCAAAAUCGAACGACAGCUUACCCGACUAAAACAUUUAAAAAAUCAUUUGAGCGGUACGUUCAGCCGUGGAAAAAUGAAACGCAUGCAGAGCACGCCUCUCUUGCUGUCCAGACCAGCGGGCGUGGACCACCACAAGGAGACAAUAGCGGUGGCCAAUCUGUCUCCCAUUUAUUCAGAUGCGACAGGUGGUUCGUCUUCGGCGUUGGCUCCCAGUAAUUGCAUUAGCGCUCUGAGCACUUUGUAUGCCGAAAAACUCGGCGGUGAGUUCACUGUCAAGUCGGAUGUAAACGAAUUUUCACAUUGGCUGGGCCCGAAGAGGGCGGUCAACAUGUACGACGACCAAAUGUUAAACGGCACAUACGUGGAGCAGCCCAAACUACCGGAAACCCGUGCGCACAUUUCCGGCAACAAAGAGAACGUGGACGAGCAGCAGCGGACCGGAAGCGGCAGCUUGUCGAGGUGCACCGAACCGGCAGCCGACGUGCUGUCGGACAUCGUCAACAAACAACAGACGUGUGCGAACAAAAUCGCCAUUACCGUAAACAAGCAAUCGUCGGUUUGGCUCAACGGCAGCGCUGAGGAUCCGGACAGCAGAGCCGCCCAAGAAGACAUUAUGGAUGAUAAGGACAUGGAGAAAUUGCACACCGAGUUGGACAAAAUCCUAGACGAGUUACAAAAAUUAGUAACUUAAAAAUUAACUUUAUUUCGACCCAUCUCUCUACCACUACUACCCCCCCCCCCCAACUCUAUUCGUUGGCUACGGCUGUAUCCUACGAUUUUGAAAUCAACGACAUUAUCAGCUAUAUUAUAAUAUAGUUUUAUAUUCAUGUAUAUUUAUUUUUAUAUAUUUAUAGUAUAAAUUUAUAAUAUUAUAAUAAUAAAAAAAAAAACACGGAGAGCGACUAUAUA